Eimeria tenella is the source of this 1122-nucleotide messenger RNA. Its product is annotated as Glyoxylate reductase/hydroxypyruvate reductase-like, related. The record is from RefSeq and is a predicted model, not a curated record. The coding region runs from base 1 to 1122 and encodes 373 amino acids. NCBI's taxonomy places the organism in Eukaryota, Apicomplexa, Conoidasida, Eucoccidiorida, Eimeriidae. The transcript is spliced from 5 exons. Gene Ontology annotation, molecular function: NAD binding.
AUGGAAAAGAAAUAUAUUUUGGCGUUGACAAAAGAACCAGUGGACCUUUCGGCCUUUCCAGAGGCCCGCGUGGGUCCUCCUGGUUCGCCGCCGCCGCCGUCCAUUGGUCAAGUUGUACUGCCGCGUCUGGCGCGGCGUCUGUGCGAGGAGUUUCCGGAAUUUGAAGUUCUUCCGGGCUGCAACAAAGAAGACUUCGAAAGCAAAAUAGAAAUGACGCAAAAGGCCGAGGUCCUGGUGCUGCUCGACGCCCCCCCCGCGCUGCUGGAGGCCGUGGUCCCGCUGUGCCCGCGGCUGCAGUGGGUGCACAGCUGUUUGGCUGGAGUUGAGGGUUUGUGUGGGGCUUUGCAGCGGCUGCAUGCGCAGGUGACCACUGGUCAGACCACUGGUCCCCCGCGCAUGCAGCAGCAGCUGCUGGUCACCAACGCCCGCGGGGUCUUCUCCUCAGCCCUCAAGGAGUACGCCCUCGCAGCCAUGCUGCACUUCGCGAAGCAAAUCCCCCGGCUGCAGCAGCAGCAGCAAACUUGCUGCUGGGCCCCCUUCGUAAUGGCCGAGCUCAGGGGCAGCACUGUGGGCUUCGUCGGCUACGGGGACAUUGCCAAACAAAUCGCCGGCGCAUGCAAAUUUCUGGGCAUGCGCUGCAUCGCCUUGAGAAGAGAUGCAACAAAGAAAUGCGAACUGCUGGAAGCUGUUUAUGAAGCUGGCAGCAAGGACGAGCUAGAGGUGUACAGACAGUCGGACUUCGUGGUGUGCACGCUGCCCGCCACCGCAGCAACUUGCUGCUGCAUCACAAAAGCACAUUUUGCUGCUAUGAAGAAAACUGCUGUUUUCAUUUCCCUCGGCAGGGGACAAGUCCUCGACGAGGAAGCUUUGCUGCAGGCGCUGCGGAGCGGGUCAAUUGGGGGCGCAGCACUGGAUGUGUUUCAGCAAGAGCCUCUUGCUGCUGCUGCUGCUGUUUGGUCUUGUCCUAAUUUGCUGCUGUCACCCCACAACGCAGACUGGCUCGAAAACUACAGCAGCAGCAGCAGCACGCGUGUCUUCUUAGAAAACCUCAAGUGCUUCUUGAGGGGCCCCCGGGGGCCCCAAGACAUGAGCACUCCAGUGGACUGCAGCAGGGGCUACUGA